AUGGCGCCUCUUCAGGAAGGACAGUAUAUGAUUCAAACGAGCAGUCAGUCAAGCGCACGGCUCAACCUCCAGCACUACUGGGUCACAGAAAGCCUGGGCUACCUCCUCCACCCAUCCAUCCCCGUCGCGCCAGAUGCAAAGAUCGCGGACAUCGCAACGGGAACCGGGGCAUGGCCAGUCUCCUACUCUCUCCACGCAGCCGUUCCAUCCAGCGUCCAGAUCGACGGCUUCGACGUCACGGACGACAUGUUCCCGCCGGCGGACUGGCUGCCGUCGAACGUCAGUCUACGGACAUUGGACGUCCUCAAGCCUAUACCGGCGGAGCUGAAGGGGGUCUAUGAUGUCGUGUGCAUACGGUAUUUCGGCGUCCAGGUUCGGAAUAAUGACCCCAGCGGGGUGUUGGCGAAUUUGGUGGAGAUGUUGAAGCCCGGGGGGUAUAUCCAGUGGGUCGAAUCAGAUAUCUACAGCCAACGCGUCGUGAAGCCGACCUCGUGCACGCUCCCAGAAUCAACAGCACUAGAGCGGCAUCUAGCUGUUUGGAGACGGUACCUUGACGCCUCGGGGUUACGUUAUGACUGGCUUGCAGCCCUCCCAACGCACUGCAUUCGCCACGGCAUGUCCGAAGCACACAUCUACACGCCACCUUCGACCCCCGCGCUCCGAUUCACACUGACUACCGCCGUGCUGGGCGCGUGGGAGGAGCUGAGCUAUAACCUGGACAAAGACAAGGAGCCGGAUGAAUUCUUGGGGAGUGGAAGGGAGCUCAGGGAGAAGAUUGGGGCGUUUUGGAGGGAGGUUGAGGCUGGGGCGGCGCUGGAGCAGAGGUUUUUUGUUACGGUUGCGAGGAAGUAG
Aspergillus mulundensis is the source of this 852-nucleotide messenger RNA. RefSeq lists its product as uncharacterized. Bases 1 to 852 code for a protein of 283 amino acids. The transcript is spliced from 5 exons. The record is from RefSeq and is a predicted model, not a curated record. NCBI's taxonomy places the organism in Eukaryota, Fungi, Ascomycota, Eurotiomycetes, Eurotiales, Aspergillaceae.